AUGGCGCCUUCUGCAGCAGCACUCCAGGAAGAAGACUUCGCACGCGACCACGCGUUCAGUCAGGCACUGCACGGCAAGACAACCUCAGCACGAACGCGCAAAGACCAUGAUGCGCAAAAGUUCGCCAUGGACGAGUACUUUAAGCACUGGGACAAUAAGCUCAACGCCGACGACGAGACGGAUGAUGUUCGCAAAAGCCGUCGUGACGAGUACGCCACGUUGACUCAACAAUACUACAAUCUAGUCACGGACAUCUAUGAGUAUGGCUGGGGACACAGCUUCCACUUCUGUCGCUUCAGAAAGGGCGAGUCGUUUAGCCAGGCCAUGGCUCGUCACGAGCACUAUCUCGCGUUGAAGAUGGGAAUCCAGGAGGGGUCACAGGUAUUGGAUGUCGGGUGCGGCGUAGGCGGGCCAGCAAGAGAAAUUGCCACAUUCUCCGGGGCCAACAUCACUGGGUUAAACAACAAUGACUACCAAAUCGAGCGCGCGAUCCAUUACGCCAAGAAAGAAGGCAUGGACAAGCAGUUAUCGUUCGUCAAGGGCGAUUUUAUGCACAUAUCGUUCCCCAGCAACAGCUUCGACGCCGUCUAUUCUAUUGAAGCGACAGUUCACGCGCCCAGCCUUCAGGGGGUGUAUAGCGAGAUCUUUCGUGUGCUCAAACCCGGCGGUGUCUUCGGCGUUUACGAAUGGCUUAUGACAGACGCCUACGAUAAUGCCAACCCUACCCACCGCCAAAUCCGACUCGAUAUCGAGCAGGGCGAUGGGAUUGCUAAUAUGGAGAAGAUCGAAGUUGCUCUCGCAGCCGUUAAGGCCGCUGGCUUCGAACUUGAGCUACAUGAGAAUCUCGCUGAGCGAACCGACGACGCACCUUGGUACAAGCUGAUUUCGGGAGAUCUGAAGCUCAUGAAAAGCAUCUGGGACAUCCCUACGCUCGCUCGCAUGACAUAUCCUGGCCGCUUUAUGAUGCGUCGCUUUUUGGGUACCCUGGAAACUGUUGGGAUAGCGCCGAAAGGGACGCUAAAGGUCGCCGAAAGCCUUGUUGUGGCUGCCGAUGCACUCGUCGCAGGCGCACAGCAGAAGUUAUUCACGCCCAUGUACUUGAUAGUCGCCCGCAAGCCCAAGGCUAAGAUACUGGAUUCGUGUUCAUAG
This is a messenger RNA of Zasmidium cellare ATCC 36951, 1149 nucleotides long. RefSeq lists its product as uncharacterized. Lineage: Eukaryota; Fungi; Ascomycota; Dothideomycetes; Mycosphaerellales; Mycosphaerellaceae. Gene Ontology annotation, biological process: ergosterol biosynthetic process. Bases 1 to 1149 code for a protein of 382 amino acids. The record is from RefSeq and is a predicted model, not a curated record. Gene Ontology annotation, molecular function: sterol 24-C-methyltransferase activity. The transcript has a single exon. Gene Ontology annotation, cellular component: endoplasmic reticulum.